AUGGAGGAAGCUCACGACCACAGGCCCUCCUCCACCGCCGGCCGGCCCUUCUUAUCUGGCUUCUGCGCCGCGGCGCUCCGCCGCAAGCCCCUCGGCGCCCACGGCUCCGCCGCCGCCACCGGCGAGGGCCUCGUGCGGCAGCUCGGCGUCCUUGAGCUCGUGCUGCUCGGGAUCGGUGCGUCCCUCGGCGCCGGCAUAUUCGUCGUCACUGGCACCGUCGCCCGCGACGCCGGCCCAGGCGUUACAAUCAGUUUUGUUCUUGCUGGAGCUGCGUGUGUGCUCAAUGCAUUGUGCUAUGCUGAACUCGCAUCUCGGUUCCCUGCUGUGGUUGGGGGAGCAUACUUGUACACGUAUGCAGCGUUCAAUGAGAUCACCGCCUUCUUGGUCUUCACUCAGUUGAUGGUGGAUUACCAUAUCGGUGCAGCAAGCGUUGCUCGUAGCUUAGCAAGCUACUUUAUCCAAUUCUUGGAGCUAAUCCCGUUCUUGAAGGGACAAAUUCCAAGCUGGAUAGGGCAUGGAGAGGAGUUUUUUGGUGGUGUCAUAUCAAUUAAUAUAUUGGCCCCCAUUCUUCUCAUCAUCUUAACUGCGAUUCUCUGCUGCGGUGUCAAAGAGUCAUCAGCAGUGAACACAUUUAUGACCACAUUGAAGAUAAUCAUUGUUAUAGUCGUUGUAUUUGCUGGUGUGUUUGAGGUGGAUGUAUCAAACUGGUCACCAUUUAUGCCAAAUGGUUUCAAAUCUGUAGUGACUGGAGCCACAGUAGUCUUUUUUGCAUAUGUUGGAUUUGAUGCGGUUGCUAAUUCUGCUGAGGAAGCCAAAAGGCCACAGAGGGACUUGCCCAUUGGUAUACUAGGAAGCCUUCUAGCAUGUGUGUUGUUAUACGUUGCUGUAUGCUUGGUCAUUACUGGAAUGGUUCCAUAUACAUUACUUGGUGAAGAUGCUCCUUUGGCUGAGGCUUUUGCUUCUAAGGGACUGAAAUUUAUUACUGUAUUGAUCAGCAUUGGAGCUGUUGCUGGACUUACUACAACACUUCUUGUUGGCUUGUAUGUUCAGUCACGUUUGUAUCUUGGACUUGGAAGGGAUGGGCUUCUACCUUCAGUAUUUGCUAAAGUGCACCCAACGAGGCAUACUCCUCUACAAUCUCAGAUUUGGGUUGGUUGUGUUGCAGCAGUCAUGGCAGGCCUCUUUAAUGUGUCUAUGCUCUCCCAUAUUCUUUCCGUUGGCACUCUGACCGGUUAUUCAGUUGUGUCAGCUUGUGUGAUCACACUAAGAUGGAAUGACAAAGGAACUAGUCGUCGCUCCCUUGGAAGUAUGUCAAUCUGGCAAGAGGGUGUUCUAUGUCUUGUCAUAGUUGCUCUUUGUGGUUUUAUAGUGGGAUUUUGCUAUCGCUUUAACUAUGCUAUAGCAUUUAUGGUAGUAGCUUUUGUGAUAGCUGUUGCUGCCAGUUUUGCUCUCCAGUUCCAUCAGGUCUAUAUGGAUCCACCUGGCUUUUCAUGUCCUGGGGUACCGUUGCUUCCCAUUAUCUCUGUUUUCUUCAACAUGGUCCUGUUUGCUCAGCUACACGAAGAAGCUUGGUAUAGAUUUGUCAUCCUUAGUCUCAUCGCUUUGGGAAUUUAUGCUGGCUAUGGUCAGUACAAUGCUGUUCCUUCCAGCUCAGAACACUCUACUAUUGGCUACCACGGGAUUCCUUCUGAAGCCCCAUGA
Messenger RNA from Miscanthus lutarioriparius, 1701 nucleotides. NCBI's taxonomy places the organism in Eukaryota, Viridiplantae, Streptophyta, Magnoliopsida, Poales, Poaceae. The record is from the annotation of a GenBank genome assembly.